This is a messenger RNA of Pocillopora meandrina, 18913 nucleotides long. Lineage: Eukaryota; Metazoa; Cnidaria; Anthozoa; Scleractinia; Pocilloporidae. The record is from the annotation of a GenBank genome assembly.
CAGCGCGUGAUCUGAUUCUUCGCCUCGUUGCUGUGGAACAAUAAUAUAAAUGGUUCGACGAACACCGCUUUCAUCCUUGGAAACUUAGCGACACGAUGGCGUUUGAAGGUGCUAUGUAGCUCACGCAUAAUAAAGUGAGCGGACGAAGUCGAAUUCGUGUAGUGUGCGAGACGUAUUGCAACAUGUGGCGUAAUGGCGUCAGCUUCUUUGGAAGAGGGAUUUUAGGUCGGCGACGGCUUACCUUCAUUGUCGGGGUCAUUAGUAUUCCUCUCACAGGCUGUUUGCUGCUAUUGUUUUCCUCUAAGAAUGGAGGUUUUCAGCGUCGUGUUAGUACUACUCCGUGCAAUUGUCCAUGUGCGAGCAGUCAACAAUCAGAACCGAAAGCGAACGGUGAAAAACCUAUAGCGGACGAACAAAUUGCAUUGUCAACAUUUACACGGGAACUGAAUAGUGGAUAUGUCCCUUCGACUAUUGGCUCUCUGAAUCUUCAUAUUUGGUCUGGAGUAUGCGGCACGAAAGUCGAUAAUUUACGAAAGUGGCCUCAUUUUCCUUAUCACCCACACAGGCGCUUAUCUGUAUCUGCAUUUCAUUUUACUGAAAAUCCCGCUUCACAAUCCACCGGAUACAGAUUCUUUGGAUUCGUCCAUCCGAGGGAAAGCGGCGUGUACAAGUUUGCCAUAUCAUCCGAUGACACUUCUGAAUUAUGGUUGAGUGCAAAUGAGGACCCUGCUUCAAGUAAGUUGAUUGCUCGUGUUUAUUCUCCCACAGAAUCUGCUUGGACUUCAGAUGGAGACUACAAAAAGUACGCGGAGCAAAUAUCUAAGGAGGUCACCCUUCACACCGGUAAAAAAUAUUACAUUGAGUCUUUACUUAAACAGGAAGCUGGGGCAGUUCAUUUGGCUGUGUAUUGGUCUCGUAAUUCAAAGUUUGAAAUUAUAACCUCGGAUUACUUGACGAGCUUUGUUGAACAUAGCUUUGAUGAUAUUCCCCUACACGCGGGUAAACAAAAUAGCUUGAUACUCGAAAACAAAAGGAAGUUGUUUUACUUUCAUCGUCUUCCUCUCAUUGACCGCGCUCAAUUUAGUGGCGUUUUGCCGACCUGUUCUUAUAGCCCGAGCUUUCUGGUGCGUGAGAAACUAGUGAAGUACCAAAGUGUUUGGUUGCAACGUGAGUCAAACGUGUACCCGCAAGAUGAUUCGGUAAUGACCGAGGCAGCCUUGACUAACGAAUGGACGCAUUCUAAUAAAGUUGCAAAGAAGGAUCGAGUAAUAGCUGUCGUAGACGAGUUGAUGAAAUCUUUACCGUCCGGGUAAGUUAACCGUAUUUUAACUUGUUUGUAGUAGUAUCGGUUGUUUGGUGCAGAGUCACCUCAAUAUUCGAUAUUUGGGGAUAGAUAAGUAGCUUGCUCUUGGCAACCAUAGACACCAUUUUAUAACAGAUGAUUGUGUAUAACCACAAGGGACAAAUUUGGAAGCAAGUACGCGGAUCGCAAAAUGUUGACGCAUAUGCGAGUCAGAGCUCAGUUUCCCAUACAGUCCUUUUAAUAUCGGUGCUCUGUGAUAUUAACCCUUAACACUCUUACAUCAGAAAAGGUAUUCUCCAUGCUAUUCUCUAUACAUUUCCUAAGGUGCUAACAAGGAUAAUUUGUGCAACAAUCAAAAGCUCUAUUAGCUGCUGGUAAUUUUCUUUGUUCUCGUGACUUUAGUUUUUGAUUCAGGGGUGAUGUUGUCAGGCGAAAUUAGAUAAACGUGACUCUAAGGUUAAAGGGUUAAUGGUGACAUUUCGUCUUUUCGAUGUGUUUUCCUCUUCUUUUUAUGUCGACAUUUCUAUUUAUUUAAAGAAGUUAACUACAAACCAAUCGGUGAUGUUUUUAGCUUUUCAUUAAUGUCUAGUAACAAUAUAUGGACAAGUGAAAGUUCUCAUGGCAACCAGGUUGAUGCCAUGAGAACUAUUUGAUGCUACUCUGAUUCAAAGAUUAAAUGUAUGUAACCGGGAAGUUACAAUUCAUAGACCCAACUUUUCGAAACUCCUGUCUAGUGCCUUCAUCAGGGGUGAUCUAGUCGCUGCAACAAGCGGUCCUUUGUCUUCCAGACAAAGGCGCUGGUGGUAACGUCAAAUAAUGGUAAUUAGUUUAGACUUAUCCCACCCAAUUGUACGGUUGGUUGGGCAUGUGUGCUCCGACAGAGCUGAAUUUUCUUCUUUGCAAAAGAAGAUCGCUUUUUGAUGCUCUUCCAAACGUGCACCAAACUGACAAUUGGUUAGUCCGAUAUACUCGUGAUCAAAGUCAUUGCACGGAAUAGAAUAAAUAGCUUCGGUUCGUUUUUCUUUCGUGACAGGAUUCUUUCGCAGGUGAAUAAUAUUCACAAUGUCUCACUCAUGAGUUCUGAAGAGGGUGUGAAUAUCUCGAAUGAAUGAAUUGAAUGAUUCUCUUUUUACUUUCGAAACACUUCAGAUUCGAAAUGAACUCCCCUAGAGGGCCACUACGCAUCGUUAUGUUUUUUUCAUCAAAAAAUGUCGCCACGAUAUCAACAAACUUAAAUUCAAUCGUAACACCAAAUUUUCCAAACUUUCUUCGGAAAAGUGGUCGGCACUAAAUUUGGUUCAAACGUCGCACUUCACAUGUGCAGAAUAUAACUCAAGAAUUAACUGCAUGCAUAUGUGAAAUUCGACGUUUAAAUCAAUUAAAUUCGACAGUUUCGAAUUAAAUUCCACUUACUUAUAAUCUGCGACUAAAAUAAGAGUUAUAUUCGGCACGUAUGUAAUGCGAAUUUUGAACCGGGCCUAGGAAAACGCAAAGACACAGUAUUUAAAGCGGCCGAUAAAGGCGGCGCAGUCGUUGUUUGGUGAGUCGACCUCUACCAAAAAGAUGCCUUGCGGCAACUUUCUGACACCUCCUUUUAUGCGUGUAUUUAAUUUUUACCUAAAAUCCACGAACCUAACAACCCAAGUCGGCACCUAUCGUCAAAACUUUAUCAUCUUACACACAGCCUACAUGCACUUGAAAUUUUUCGUGACUUUUAUUUCCAUGGUCAGAACAAACUUAUUUUCACUAUGCAUAUCACUUCUUUUUAUACUGUUAUUCCCAGUGACGAAGGUAUUGCAAAAAGUUAUACAUUGGUGAAACAGGAAGACGACUAGCUGACCGAUUCCGCGAACACCUUCGCGACGUAGAAAGAAUUGACAAGGAUUAAUCCAAACCAGUCGCUAGACACUUUAAUCAGCCUUUCCCUAGAUUUAGGCGGUUCGAAAAGCCGUAAAACUCUAGAACAAAAAUUCACCUUUCAAAUCGGCACUCUUAGUCCUCACGGUAUCAACGAGCGCCUUUCGUUCAGCUAAUUUCUUCUUGUUUUCUCGUCACCAUAUUUCCACCAAUAGCGUGGCUCCAUUUUCUGCCAAUAAAUCCACACACAACCCACAAUUCCUCCAAUCGCUCUGACGAAGGGCUACCGCUCGAAACGUCAGCCUUUAAACUCUUUACGGUGGCUAAUUUACGUUAUCAACUCAGUUGAUAACACUGACUUACCCUCUUAAAUAUUAAGCUGUGUAGAAUUUGCAUAAAGGGGUAAGUUUCUAAAGAAACUGUGGUGCUGCGUCGGUGAGAGAGUAUAGCAGGUAAUUUAGUGUUAACAACUGGGUUGAAAACGUAAAUUAGCCACCGUAAAGAGUAAAAAAGCUGACGUUUCGAGCGUUAGCCCUUUGUCAGAGCGAUUGGAGUAAUUGUGGGUUGUGUGUGGGUUUAUUGGCAGAAAAUGGAGCCACGCUAUUGGUGGAAAUAUGGUGACGAGAAAACAAGAAGAAAUUAGCUGAACGAAAAGCGCUCGCGAUUGGCGAAGGGCUAACGCUCGAAACGUCAGCUUUUUUACUCUUUACGGUGGCUAAUUUACGUUUUCAACCCAGUUGUUAACACUAAAUUACCUGCUAGAAUUUGCAUAUGUCGUGAGGUUAGCAAACAAAACCUGUUCCAUGUCUUUUCAAAUUCAAAUCUUACUGCGUGAUGUGUGGGAGUGAUCGAGUUUUUUUCUGUAAUUGUCUUUGAUCUGUUCUCUUAUAGCCUCAACGUCAAACUCAUUUAAUUUUAUCCUAAGCUGUUUUGUUAACGAAUAAUAUUGUUCGAUCUCACGCAAAAUCUAGUCCAAUUCGACAUCAGAGGUUGAUCCAUCUUUCAUUGCUUUUGAAAACAACCUGCUGACUGAUAGGUGCUUUGGCUCAGCAACUAAAAUUGUUUUAUCCUGUUUCGGGAUUUUGGAAUUAAGUUUUUUGCUCUUUACAGUAAAUGCUAUUGAUAUGGAACCAAACAAAGCAGCGAGACCUGCUAAAGGAGGUCCUGCAAUUAUCUCAAUUCCACUCAGAGCACCUGCCAGACCGCUUGAUGACGAAACGGCAGCAAUGACACCAGUCACAGUGGAUGUUGUGUGACAGAUGCGUUUUACUUUUCAAUACUUAUUUUUAGUUCCCCAUUGAAUAGGUUUUCAUCCUUGUCCAGAACAUCGCAGUGGACAAGAUAAGGGUUGAAUGAAGUAAAUUGGCUGACGAGAUUUUUCUCUUGCGAACGCUGAUCUAUCCCGUGGAGUCAAGGAAGAUCUCUAUACCAUGAAUUGAAGAGAGAACAAGUCAAAAGUCUGAUAUAGUUUUAUUUACCGAGAGGUUCUCUGAAGCGAACCGUGUAAUCAUUUGAAUCUGCGAUAAUUGUCAAAACAACCAUUUUGAUUAUGAAACUAAUAAAAACGAUUGAGUGGCUAAGAACAAAUGAAGCGAAUACAAUUGCAGAUAAAGCAAAGACAAAAGCCUGGAAUGAUUUAAAAGCACGAUAUCCAAAUGCAGACCUGAGCAAGUUCAGAGCGCAAGUGUCGUGCGAUGAUAAAAGACACGCAACAACUGAAGUUUGCUUAAAUCGAUCAGAUGGAGUUCAGUCGAGCGUCUCAAGAUCAGACAGAAGAUAUUGCGAUGAUGGCAUGAAGAAGGCUCUUGGAAUUGGAGGUUUUCCCCUCGAACUCACUCUGAAUCGAAUAGGAAAGAAGGAGGUCCCAGCAGUUCCAUUUCAUGAGAAUGCAAAUAGUCGUUUGCAUGAGGAGAUUAGGAUCUUUGCUUGCCCAAAUUGAUACUUCAAUGCAAAUUUCAGAGGAAUAUUCACAUGAACGAAAAUUCAGCUUUCUUCAGGUGCAGAAUCAGAGAUGGCUCGUGAUGCCAAAUACGAGCUAUUGGCCUCAACAGCUCAACUUCGCAGUAUGGUGCGCAACGACAGGUUGCGGAAUAUCUCGUGGUUGAGGAUGCGAACAGAAAGCCAGACAUUUCGAAGAGCGUUCAAAGGUUUCAGCUUGCGAUUGAUGAGGCAAAAGUCUGGCUUGAUCUGGCAGUCUUACCAGGCACUUGGCUUAUGCCCUCAAAUCUUCUUAACAGACAGAGUACGGUCGGGUAUAAACAACAGCCUGAUGAAGGCAACUACUGAAACGAAGCUCGGAGUCAACAAAUCAGCGAAUUUGGAGAUGAAAUCAGUCGGAGUAAGGCACAAGAAUGGGGGCUCAUCAAAAAUCAAGCCUUCAGCCCAUCCGCGAGGUGGUCACCCUUCAAUUAAAGUAAUGCGACUUCAACUGAACUUCAGGUGAAGACAAAAUCAUCAACAGGUGAAAAGCGAAGCUCUUCUAGCGACAGCGAGACAAAGCAUGAUAUGGUAAAGGUCGGAUUGAUUUUAGCUGGACUGGUCUCGGCCUUCUUGGUUCAUCGCUUGUUCUUCUGAAAGCGCUCAACCAUGAAUAUGGCGACUCCCAAUUUCAGAGGCCAUGCAUUUCGUCCGAGGAAGCUGAUCACUGAUCCAGCAGUCUUGAAAAUGAAGCCGACUAUUGAACCGAUGAGACCUGGGAGAAUUCCCGCGAUCUUACUUGCAAGAGUCUUGAGCCCAUCCCCAACUCCUUUGGCAACAGACUUCAGACCUCUUGUGAGUGCACUCAUAUUCACUCCAAUCGUUAUUGCGACUGCCAGGACAACAGCUGAGACUGUGAAACCAUACUUAUAAUAAUAAUAAUAAUAAUAAUAAUAAUAAUAAUAAUAAUAAUGAUAAUAAUAAUAAUAAUAAUAAUGAUAAUAAUAAUAAUAAUAAUAAUAAUAAUAAUAAUAAUAAUAAUAAUAAUAAUAAUAAUAAUAAUAAUUUAUUGACUUCCAAGGCGCAAAUUCUAUUUAUAUAUAUUCAAAUGCGCCGCAAUAUACUAAUUACAAUAACUUAAAGAUAAAAUAAAAAUAAUAAUAAUAAUGAUAAUUGGAAUACAAAAUAACAAUUAAAUGCGAUUCAUAAUAAAUAAGAUAUAUAACAUAUAACUAACUAUAACUUGAAAUGUUCUAUUUAAAACUUUAUCAAUGAAUAAAUAAUCAUGAAAACUUUAUCAAUUACAAAAUUCUUUCUUAAAAAGAAACGUCUUAAGCUUCGAUUUAAAACUAUUAAUAGAACUAGAUUCUCUUAUAUCCCUUGGUAAAUUACUCCAUAGCUUAGGUGCCGCAAAUUGAAAGAUGCCGGCGACUAACGAAAUUACAAGUUAACACGAAAAUCAAAUAACACCUAAAAAAACAAUUUUAGCUACCGAUUUUCAGUGAAUUUUUAAAGAACAAUUUUCUUUUAAGUUUCAAGACAAUUUGAAGAUUCAAAAUACAUAUUACGUACUGAAAUGCGAAAGUUAUACACCACAAAAUUGAUAAAUAGGCCUGACAUGAAAUUCUAUCUUGUUAUUGAUUAUACGUUGCCUAGCAUGUGACUAGAAUCUACCCAGGCGGAGAUCCAAAAUGACGGUGGCAGUCUUGGCUUAGUUAUAUCACUCGAAACUCGUUCCCGUUUGUCUCAUUUCAUAAAGAGGGAAUCGUUAAUGUUUUCAUUAAGACAGUAUUGCCUUGAUUUUCUAAUAUUUACAAUGAUAGACAGUAAAUUUCACUUUUCACCCACAUUUACUUCCAACCUUUUCUUUUAAAACAGAAAUGAUAUACGUUUUAAAAACAUGACAUCAUCCACCCUUGUCAAAUACAAUAGCAUGAUCAUUUCAAUUCUAAUGCCUUCUUAUCCCAACGUUACUUUGUUUCUUUGCUACAUUAGCGAACACUGGAUUACUGCUCGUACUCCAGAUAUGACAAUCAACCACAAAAUUCCCUAAACCAGAUAACAUUAAAUAUAACCCAAAAAAUCAUGGGUCAAUUCACGAGCUUGCUCACAGAGCACUUAGAUUUACUUUCAAGAGUGCGGUUUCAGUACUGUGAAACUUUCUGUACGAAGACUAUAACACUGGAAAUAAAUCAUUCGCUACCAAGUGAUGAUGGAGUUGUUUAGCAACUGCACUUUCAGCAAGUUUGGACUCAAACUGUAAAUUACUGAUAGGCCUAUAAUUUUUAAAUAUAGAUUCCAAACCAUCUUUCUUGAGCAAAGGCAGAACCAAAGCAUUUUUCCAUAAAGAGGAAAGGUCACCGUUUUCUAAGGAGUAAUCGAUCAUCUUAAUGAUGAUUGGAAGGAGAACAUCUAAACAGUCCAACAAUAGCUUCAUGGGAAUUGGAUCUAAGCCGCAAGACUUCUUACUGGCUGCUCGAACCAGGUCGUGCACUUCUUCUUGAGACAGAGAACUAAACUUGAAGAGUAGAGAAUCAAUUUCGAUGUCAUGAGAAACGCGGUCUGUGGAAGCUUGUUGUUUAUCAUGAUUAUCAAGGUCUAAACGAAUAUCGGCGAUUUUCUUAAUUAAAAACAUACCCAUCUCAUUAGCUAAUUUCUGUUUAUUUUCAUGCGGUGGCAAAACUGGGGUACCUGUGACGUUCAAGAGUUUCUUUCUUACUUUAAACAGAUGUUUUUGAUCGUGGCUAUUUUCUGCUAUGAGAGUACUAUAAUAGACCCGCCUAGCCUCAUUCAUAAGAAAAGUCACAUGGUUCCUUUUCUCUUAAAACCAGCUAGAUCAGACUGACAUUUCGAAGAUCUCCAUUUUCUCUCUGCUUUUCGACGUUGACGCUUAGCUUCUAUGAUAUUACCGCUCAUCCAAGGAGUGCUGGGACGAGCGAACACUCUUUUUGAUGUCAUCGGUGCAUGACGAUCCAAAAUGGAGCGCAUACAGUUGUUUUACAGCUCCGCAACUUCAUUACAAUCAUUUGAAGUGAUGUUGCACAAAUCACUACUAGCAAUAUCGUUUUUAAAAGCAACUAAAUCCAGGGACUUGAGCUUCCUGAAACUGAUCUGUUUAACAGUAGCCAGUACUUUCGUAACAUUAAGACAGCACAAAAUAGAGCAAUGAUCGUAAAGAAAGCUAUCCGGGGAAGGUGUACCUUUAAUGAUAUUGUCAGAGCUACGAGUAAUUAUCAGAUCCAAAAUAUGUCCUAUUACGGGCACAGGUGAUUUUACAUGUUGAGUAAGACACAACGAUUCCAAUAGAUCCGCAAACGCAAUGGUAUCUGCAUUAUCACUGACAUCAAGAUGAACAUUAAAACCGCCGCCGCGUUAGCUCAAUUGGGAGAGCGCCGGACUGCUGUGCGGGAGGUCGAGAGUUCAAUACCGGCCGGACCAACACUCAGGGUCUUAAAAUUAACUGAGAAGAAUAUGCUUCCUUUCUCAACAUCAAGAAAUGGUUAGAUAUUCUAGUCUUCUCGGAUAGGGACGAAUAAAUGGAGGUCCCGUCUCCUGCAGGGUUAGGGGUAGGAGACGUUAAUUUCCCACGCACGAGAUUACUGUGUGAUGGAUGUCCUCCCCUGGGGUGGGAUGGGGGGGAAAAGGUGAGGUCGUUACAUGGACUAAAGCGGCUGCCAGAGGCGCCUGAUUAUGCUGACGUCCGAUCUCAACCUUAGUAAAAAUUGUAAGCGCAUUGAGAUUCUUAAAUGCGUAUUAAAGAACGUUCAUUAUUAUUAUUAUUAUUAUUAACAUUGAAGUCACCAGAUAUGCAAAUUGGCACUUUAGAUAGCACCAAUAAUUCCAGGUAUUCACUAAAUUUAGGAAAAAAAAGUACUUGAAGUAACAGGGUGGGCAGCAGAAUACGGUGAUCUGUACACAAGUAAACCAUCAAUCAUACAUUCAGAAAACUCAAAAGAAGUCUUUUCACUGGCGGACAGUCGACGUACGUUGAGACUCUCUCCACAUAAAAGUGCAGUACCAGCCCUCUACGUUCAGUGCGAGGACAAUGAAACAAUCUGUACCCAUUAGGAGGGCUCUUUGCAGACUGCAGCAUCAUUCUGGUUUAACCAUGUCUCAGUAAUAGCAAAAAUAUCAGCUUUGCAAUCUUGAACCAUAAUCACAAAAGGAUGCAGAUUUAUUUCUCAGAGAACGAGCGUUCAACAAACAAAAGUUCAGAUUAGAGGAACGAUGAUUAACUUGAUUAGUGUCGGGACCAGGAUUUAACUCGAAAAGAAUGUCUCCAAUCAACGGGCGGAAUGUUGCAUACGCAUUAGAAUAAUACAAACAAGGUCUUUUAGAUCUUCUUUUUACCAGAACUGGAUGGAAAAAUAAUAAUAAAUUAUAAUAAUAAUGGUUUAUUAGUACUCCACAUGGUGGCUCUUCUGUACUAAUUCACUAAAAAAUUAUACAAUUGAUAAAAUAUGCAUUAUGGAUAUAAUAAAAUAAUAUAAUGGUUGAAAUAAAUAUACGGAUAAAUAAAUAACGUGCAACAAGAUGUAUAAUUACAUAAAUAAUAUAUAAAUAAUAUAUAUAUACAUAAGUUAUGGAUAUUUUAUGUAAAAUUGUAUAGUAUUGAUGAUGUAAAAUUUAUGGACAUUAUAGAUACGCGCGUAUGAAAGUAAAACUGGCAUGAGACAUAAAGUAUGUACAGGAUAUGUAAGUGGGACUAGGAACUACUUGUUGCCAAUGUUAAAAAAUGAUUUCUGCAUUUAUUGUCGAAUACUUUGAGUUCUUUACAAUUUUUAAUGUCUUGGGGUAGACUGUUAAAUAGCAUCGCAGCAGAAUCUUGUAGUGUUCCAGGAACAGUCGAUGGUUCAAGGUGACGCUCACAAGAAGAUCUUAGAGCUCUUGCCGAUUUAUAUUCGACCAGUUUGAGGCAGGUUGGCCAGCAGUUUUGGUAUAAAGCCUUGCAUAUCGUCCUAGUUAUGUGAUAGUCUCGACGAUAACUAAUGGGCAGCCAUCCCACUUUCAAAACGUCCGACAUUUCCGCAUAGUGAUUGUAAACAAAACUUGCCGCGGCAAUUUGGACACGUUGGAGUCUCUGCGUCAGAUACUUAGGAAUGGGAUGACCGACUAUAUCGUUGUACUCGAUUAAUGACACCACAAGGCUCUCUGCCAGACGUUUCCUGACAUGAAAAGGGGCAAGAUUCUUGAGUUUCUUGAUAACAGCAAGAGUAUUGUAGCACUUUGAUAUUUUGGAAAGAAUGUCAUCGUUCCAUUUCAGGUUUUUGGUCGAUUUCUGUGCCAAGUAAUCGAGUGGUUUUGAUUCGUUCUAAUUUAGCACCGUUUGCAUGCAGGUUGAUCGGGUAUUCAUCAAGCUUACGCACACGAGCCAGUUGUUGAGUCGAGAACAGCAUCACCUUUGUCUUAUCAGUAUUCAAACGAAGAUUGCACUCACUUGACCAAGUUGAAAGCUGAUCCAAGGCAUGUUGUAAUUGGUCUUCACACUGCUUAAUAUUUGCAGGUUUGCUGUGCGCGUAGAUGGUUGUGUCGUCAGCGUACUGGUGUGAUGUUACGGACGCCUCCAGACUAUCUGACAAGUCAUUGACAUAAAGAUUGAAGAUGACGGGCCCAAAUAUGGAACCCUGGGGGACACCGAAGGCCAUCUCAAUGGUACUUGGAAGUUUGUCAUCUAUCUAAACAAACUGCUUUCUCUCGGUAAGAUAGCUAGUGACCCAUCUGAGGUACGAUUUGGAGAAACCAACCUUGUGCAUCUUUUUAACACAGUUGCAUAGGCAACUGUGUCAAAUUCCCUCGAGAAAUAGGCCAAAAUAGCCAUGGUUACCUCGCCACGUUUCAUUGAGUGUAAAAUAUUGUCCCUCGUAGCAAGAAGAACAGUGGUGGACUGUGUCCUUUUCUAUACGCUCCAAGUGAUUCUUUAAAAAUACCAUCAUGGCCAAAGAAUAGAAAAUUAACCAUCUGACGUAAUACAAGACGCUCAUAUUCUUUGGACAGAACAGGAAGGAUCGAAAUAGGGCGGAGGUCGCUGUUGGACUUGAUCUCUUUAACUUUUGGAAUUGCGCUAAUUCUGGCUGUUUUCCAGGCGGAUGGAAAUGUUAUAUUGUCAAUGCAGUUGUUCAGUGUGUGAGUUAACGACGGAGUAAGUUGUUCAGCAGCCAUCUUGAGGAACUUGACUGGAAUGCUAUCUGGACCAUAUGAACAGUCAUUUCUUAGUCUCUUUAACUCCGACAGAACUUAUUUGCAAGUGACUUUACGAAGGUGAAAUGAAUUGCCUUCAUCUUCAGGAAGAGAGUCUAUCAGCUUCCAUAGUUCGUCGGUGCCGUAUCUUGCCAUAUCUCUUUAAGUUUGGAAGAAGACAGUGCUUUUUGACAGAAUUCGCGCUUAGUUUUCUUGACCUUAGACUUUAGUUCAUUUCUCAUAUCUCGAUAACGGGUCCAAGUGACUUCAUCUUUACUUACCCGGGCGGAAGUCUGAAGAGAUAGACAGUCUUUUUGAAGUUGUUAUUUGUUUAUCCAAGUCCUUCAUCCAAGGCGCAGGAGGACGUGUGAGUUUAGUGUGUUUUAAGGGCGCAUGGCGGUCGAUGCAUUCGCGGAUAAGGGAGCUUAAAAGAUCAACUUGCAUGUCAGGAUCGUCGGUUGAAUACACGAUACUUAGGGGCAGCUGUUCAAAGUCCUCAAUGAAAGCAUCAGCGUUAAAGUUCUUUUCGUUUCGGAUAAAUUUAUACCUUGGGACAAAUCUAGUGAUGCGAACGUUGAUACAAACGUAACGUGCGUCAUGAUCACUGAUCAUAAGAGAUGAAAUGACAUCAGUGUGAGUUACCUGGUUAGGUAUGUUCGUGAUGAUAUGGUCAAUGAGGGUUGAUGAAUGUUGAGUAGUACGUGUUGGCUUAGAUACCAACUGCUGCAGACUCAUGGUUUUAAGAAUAUCACUGUACCCCUUAGUUGCAUGGAUAUCUGGUCGCUGAAGGUCGGCAUUUAAAUCGCAAGUCAGGAGCAGUGUGCCGUCCCAAGGACAAUACGCUGGUACUUCACUAGCCAAGACAACAAUGCGUUGAAGACAACAAUACUUGUUGAAGAUGUUUCUUACUCUCACUCAUUUCACGGAGUGAAGUGCCUUCUUCAAGUUCUUCUCUCUUAUCAUCAAUCAUUAUGAUCAUCAAUGUUCCAAGGAAGUCAAUGAAGGGACUUCUUUUUUUUAAUUACCAAUUAAGUUUUACAGUCAAGAAAUGGAGACAAUUGUGGAAAGAGGUCUUAAGAAGAUUUGAAAAGGAAAACAGCGCGAUAAAUGCAACAGACUUUUAUGCUGGAGACAGAUUCGCUCUAUUCAUCGAUCUCAGGAAAUGAGACAGUCAGGAUCGAGAUGCCAGAUAAGGAAAGCAUAAUCAAAUUCAAAAAUCGCAACCGCUAAAUGAGAGUACCCUUUGUGAUUUAUGUUGAUUUUGAUGCUUGUACUAAACCAAUAAAUAAUUGUGAGCCAAGUAGUGAUGAUAGUUUCACUAGUCAGUAUCAAAAGCAAAAACCAUGUGUGUUCUGCGACCACAUUGUCUGCUUCGAUAAUGAGCUAUAUUCUCAAGAGCCAGUAAAGAGUGAGGAUGAAGAUGUUGCUCAAUUAUUUGUUGAAAUGCUUAAAGAAAGCAUCAAAAAUAUUCAUAAGGAAUUCAACUUUGCCACGGAUGAAGAUAGGCGUGAUUUCAACAAUGCUUUACACUGCUGGAUUUGUAAGGGUUCUCCCAAUGAAGACCGCUACGCGGCCCGGCCGAAGGCAGACAAAGCGAGGGACCACUGCCAUUUCACAGGGAAGUAUCGUGGAGCAGCUCACUAUAUAUGCAGCCUACAAUUCGAAAAGCUGAAGUUCACUCCUGUCAUCUUUCACAACUUGGCUGCUUCUGACUCUCAUCUAUUGGUUAAGAAUCUCGGCAAAAGCGGAGGAAACAUCAAAUGUAUUCCCAAUAAUGAGGAAAAGUACAUCAGCUUCAGCAAAGAUGUUAUGAUUGCGAAUUUCAGUAACAAAUAAGGCAAAGAAGUUAAAAUGAAGCAUGCGUUCGUUUUAUCGACAGCUUCAAGUUCAUGGCUUGUUCCCCUUGAUAAAUUAGUUUCAAAAUUGAGUUUCGAGAAGCCGAAGGAAAGUGAUAGGUAUCCAAGGAAAAAAUCGAGUUGGUCUCAAGAAAGGGUGUGUACCCAUAUGGUUACAUGAAUAGCAUUGAAACGUUCGAUGAAAUAACUUUACCUCCAAAGGAAAAAUUCUACUUUCAGCUGAAUGAUUGUGGAAUUUUGGACAAAGAUUAUGAGCACGCGCAGAAGGUCUGGAAAGAGUUUAAAAUGAAGACGAUGGGUGAUUACCAUGACCUUUAUCUCAAGACAGACGUUCUCUUGCUUGCAGAUGUAUUUGAAGAGUUCAGAAGUAUUUGUCUUGAGAAGUAUUUGUCUUGAGAAUUAUAGCUUAGAGAAAUGGCAAAGCAUGAUGUGAGGAUAACAAUAGGGAAUGUGAACGUUCACAGAGAUCAGGGAAUCGUCGAGCGAUUUAAUCGAACUUUGGGUGAACUUCUUCCCUUCCCUGUGUAGUCUUGAGAUGGACUUCAAAGAGGGAAGGAUAUCAACCGAAUGGGUUAAGAAGCCUCCAGAAGUUGUAUUGGCUUUGAACAGCGAAGAGACAAGACUGACUGGAAAGGAACCUGUGGAUCCAGUCAAAGACAAUUCGGUUGACGCAAAGAGUUCAACGACUUUUUCAAGACCAGUUUGCCAAAAGGAAAAGAGACUCGAAUCCUCAAAUAAUGUGGGAUAUCUCUUUGCCGCUGGUGAGCUGGAAGGUGGUCAGAGGCGAGCAACAGAUCCAAUCUGGUCUCUGAAGGUCCAUGAUAUCGAAAAAUCACUUGUGAAUGGAUGCGAGCCUGUACUCUACUAUCUGAAGGAUGGUCCAAAUCGUGGAUUUGUCAGAGAAGAGCUUCAGAUUGUUCCUCCUGGAACUGAGUUGCUUCCCUAAGGAAUUCUUUGAUUCGGAAAAAAACUAUCUAAAAUGAGUUUCUCAAUAGGCCCAAACCCUUCGAGGUGGGCCUUCGGCUACGCAAUCCUGAUGAAUUAGGUGUCAUACUCUUCUCAUUUACAAAGACGACACCACGACUUCUUUGCGAGAAGAUACAACAUUGAUGUUUGAAAAUCUUCACACAAACAAUCAACACCCCGAUGGUGUGACAGGAGAAUCAUUUAAGAGAAUCGUUCAGGAGAACCGUUUAAGAGAAUCGUUCAAGAGAACCGUUGAAGAGAAUCGUUUAAUAUCCACACCCCUCUUCAGAACUCACGAAUGAGACAUUGUGAAUGUUAUUCACCUGUGAAAAAUUCAAGUCGCCUUGACUGAAUCAAGGUUGAUUUGAAAAUGUGCAAAAGCUGUAUUUUUGAAAAUUAAAAUUGAUUUCAAGGUUGACUUGAAAUCAAGGUUAAAAUUCAUGGGUUGCCUUGUAAUCAAGGUUGUUUUCAAAAUGUGUCAGAAUCCCCCUUAUCUACUAGUCGUUGAUUAAGUCAUUUUCGUUUUAAAACUUUCCAGAAUAUUAUGCCGUAACUUUGCUAUGAACUCGGUUAUUGCUUACUCUUUAGUUCUUUAGUUCGAGUUGAAAUUAAGUGUGUAAUAUGCGUAAGAAUUUACAGCUAAGGUUCUAAUUGCUGUUGUUUCUUUUUUUUUUUUUUCAGAAAAUACUUUUUGAAGAAAAUACACCAAGUGACUCAAAAGCCAGACGAAAAAAAUGGCGAUCGCUUCUUAUUAAACCUUGAACUUGGCUCAAAGAACACCAGUCAAACAUUUAGGCUGUCGGAGCACAUUUACCAACCGAAAGGAAAUCACAAUUUGUGCCUUCCAGAUGGAUUGAACUGGAAUAAAAGCGCCAAGAUCUAUAUCGUUCUACCUGUCAAGGAACAAGGAAACUGGGUGCACUAUUUUAUUGAACAACUAACUUAUGCUAGCUUGGCAACUGGUGACAAUAACUUUCACGUCGUUGUAACUGAUUUUGAAAGUAAAGACAUUGAUAUAGCCAAGGCUUUCCAAACACCUUUACUUCACAGCAGGCAUAGUAUUGUUACACUAAAGGGUAAAUUCUACAAGACGCUGGCCCUAAACGUAGCCUGUCAGCUUGUUUCCAACCCAAACGAUAUAAUUUUUCUGUUUGACUUGCAUAUUGACAUGCCCGUGGAUCUUUUGGACCAUGUUCGAAUGGUAAGUACUUUCUUGCUUUUGUUUCUAUCGGUGAGUAAGGAUAUUUUCGAAUAUGCCUAAGCUAAAUCGGGGAAUAUGUAUAGGUAAUCACAUGAUUUUUUUUCUCAAGCAAUUUGGGAUAAAUCAGCACUAGUAAUUUUUUCACAGGCCAGCCAAACUGUACUCACCCUACGGGCUCUACGGACUCUACGGGCUAUACGGGCUCUACGGGUUGGUGCAAUUUUAUCAUCCUUUGAAAAAUUUACCUAUGCUGAUUUAUUCCAAAUUGCUCGAGAAAAAUCAUAUGAUUGCUACUUUAUAAUAUACAAUCAAAAAUUUGACUCUGUUUCCCUUUUUUUUUUUUAAAUUUCGUGUCAUGGCUCACCAGUUCGGCCGCUUGCCUUAGCAUUUUUUACUCGAGUAGUCGGACUUUUUCCACAAGAAUUUGCUUCAAACUUGUAAAACCUCUCUCGAGAAUAAUUAAACGUUUGUUUUCUUUCUCUGUAAGGUAUCAGUUGACAGCAGUAACCAUCACACAAAAGCUAUCGCGCUUGUGACCUUCCUCGUCUUUCGUACGAACUGUCGUGUAAGACUCCUCCAGUUCAUACCUUCAUAUCCGUUUUUGGAAGUCAGACUUUUAGCCAGUUGUUUUUCCUUUGUUGAGUGUUUUUCUUUUAGUAUUCUCCCUCAAACUCUGAAUUAAAACGUCGUUACUUUACGACAGAAUUCGAAAGCACCUGAGCAAUUUCACUGAAAAAUUAUUCGCCUCAGGCUCAGUGAAUUAUUCAACAAUAUUCACUUCAUCUUCGGCGAAUAAUUGUUAAAUAUAACUCAAGUGAUAUUUUACAUUUUCAAACCUUACUUCAACUAAGAUGAAAUCGUUUGCUUAAAGUUUGAUUCAAGAUGAGGGAGCGUUUAGCCUGCAAUGUUAGAGAAUAUGGAACAUUUUAGAUAUAUGAAAAUUCACAUAUUUGCACUGCGGUGGAAAGAUGAAAUUAGGAGAUCCUCGCAGCUAAGAACACUACUGAAACGAGUAGUUGUAAAUAGGACCUGAAAAAAAAAUUUCAGGCCCGGACGGGAUUUGAACCCAUGACCUCUGCGAUACCGGUGCAGCGCUCUACCAAUUGAGCUAACAAGCCAACUGGGAGCUGAUCAAUGAAUUGGGUCCAAAUAAACAUCCAAGUGAAUGAAGAUUUUAGAUAUAUGAAAAUUCACAUAUUUGCACUGCGGUGGAAAGAUGAAAUUAAUUAAUAUAUAAUUAUAAGAUAUAAUAUAAUUAUUUGGACCCAAUUCAUUGACCAGCUCCCAGUUGGCUUGUUAGCUCAAUUGGUAGAGCGCUGCACCGGUAUCGCAGAGGUCAUGGGUUCAAAUCCCGUACGGGCCUGAAAUUUUUUUUUUCAGGUCCUAUUUACAACUACUCGUUUCAGUAGUGUUCUUAGCUGCGAGGAUCUCCUAAUUUCAAUAUGGAACAUAUUUGUUUGUUCAUGAAGUCGUUCCACAGAACUAUGAAAAGUAAACAUCCCACGCAGCAAACAGUAAGCUGUUCGUAGACAUUUUUCCUGCGCGUUGCAAAAAUAUUUGAAGGAUACUAAACACAACAAUAGAGGCUGUUGACUAUUUUUGCUUGUGACUGUCUAAUAGCAUGAUAUCUAGAAAUUAAAGAAUCUGCAAUAGUUCUCAAUACCAACCCGAUUAAACUUUGACUUCUCCAUGUAAGAAAACAAAUUUUAAUCACAUGAGCCAGAAAUACAAAUCAUUCAGGUGUUCGCGUUUGCUUGUAACAUUGUGUAUUCCUCAAAACUUCGCUAUUGUACUAAAAGUUACGAGAAUGUAGGAUGUUAUUUGUAUUUGUAGAACACCAUUGCUGGUCGAUUGGCUUAUUUUCCAAUCGUUGGCCGACUGAAUUGUGGCAGUACUUCUGAAGAACAUCAAGGAUUUUGGCAAUGGAACGGGUUUGGAAUCGCGUCAAUGUAUAAAUCUGAUUGGGAGAGAUUUGGGGGUGAGUUCAAUUAAUAUCAUACGUCUUUUUAAAAUAAUUGAAAGUGCCGGCAGUUUAUUAUUUCAGUCGGUGGAGCACUGUGUUUCCAUGUAGAGGGGAGUGGGUUCGAGCUCCAGACCGCUCCAACACCUAGCAGUCGUGGGCACCAUCUUGCAAAAUGAAUGAGGAGAAGAUAAAAAACCCAUUAGGUUAUCUAAAAGACUGGAAUGCGAUGGUUUGGCCUUGUUCUUGGGGGUAUCUGCUAAAAGAUUCCUUUUAUUCUUUGUGAGCUGUUGAAUGCCGUCCAGUUGAAGCGUGCGCAGUGUUGUGAAGUGCAAAGAAAAGAAAUCCUCAAGUCUUCCUAAUCUGUUCAGUUAAUUUAAAAACUCCUGUUCUUCAUAACAAUUGAUAUUUUGCCUUCUGAAUGGACCGAAAUUGGAGAUCAAUUUGUCAUAAAACCUCUAUGACUAAAGGUGUGGUCAACAUAUUCCAUGUCUGAGAAAGAAGGUCGAAGCUCAUGGUAAGAGUCAAUUUCAAGUGUUAGCCUGAAGUCUACGAAAAGUUGUCAUUUUCAGUCGGCUUUGUAAUCCAAGUUAGUUCAGAACACAUUGAGGAUUGCGCGAGCUUUUCAAACCAAUCACAUGUCGAAAAUCAGUGAAAGCAAAGCAGUCUCGGAAUCCUGGAGCUCGUAGACGCGUUGAAAAUCGCUCUACUUUUUCCAUUUUGGUCUUUUAUAAUUUAACAAUGCGUAUAGUCCGUUUUUUAUGACGUAGAGGAACGUCUCCGAACGUUGUAGUGUAAUUUCUGUGAGGAAUUUCUUCAUUGUCUUUGCUAGGGAUGAAUGCUCAGGAAUACAAGUACAAUUGGGGUGGGGAAGACUGGGACCUUCUUGACCGCGUGAUGCAGUUACCCUUGGAAGUGGAGCGGAUCAGGCACCCAGGCCUCUAUCAUCAUUAUCAUAAAAAAAAGGCAAAGUGGAAUUAGAGUGGGAUUAGUGAGAUGAGUCUAGAAACAUUAGUUAGGUUAAAAGUUACGAUCCCAGAGAUCUAAAAAAAUAUACAUUUUUCAACUCUUUGCCGUAAUUAACCAGGCCUCUAUCAUCAUUAUCAUAAAAAAAAAGGCAAAGUGGAAUUAGAGUGGGAUUAGUGAGAUGAGUCUAGAAACAUUAGUUAGAUUAAAAGUUAGGAUCCGAGAGAUCUAAAAAAAUAUACAUUUUUCAACUCUUUGCCGUAAUUAACCAGGCAGAUUAACAGUAGGGUAUUAAAACGUCGGAAAAGCUAAUAGCGGACGUAAUCUCUACCUUUUUUUAUGUUUAAUCAUCUGAUUUUGUUUUGCUGUUAUUUGUCGUUCUUUUUUGUAGAUUGUGUUAACUUUGACUAAGAAUUCGUAUAAUAUUAGAUUUUUAUCUUUCACUAUUUGCAUUCGUGAAUAAAGAAUUUUGCUAUGGGUAUCAAAUAAUUUAAGAAAACGUUGAUCUAAGGUUGCACUAACAGGCACCAGGACGAAAAAUAACAAAACAAGUCGAUGGAUGGAGGAUGUUUUUGUGUUUACGAAAUAAAAAUGUGUGAAAAAAGUUGAUGUUAGCGCGCCGCGUGGAAUAUUUUUGACUCGCGCAACGGACUCGAAAAGGAAGGGCGGCUCGCAUCUCAUUCCAUUAUCAAAACCCCCAUAGUCUCUCA